UUCAAAUUGAUCCUCUGUAUUUUCUGGAUAUAUUUGUUUUCUGAUUGAGAAGUAAAACAGCCUGAAACCUGCUCAUCUGCUAAGUUACCAAAAAGCGAUCACCAUGAGCGACAACACACCAAAGGCAGAGAACGUCAAUAUCAAGGCCCUCCCGGUUACUCUCCUGUCAGGGUUUUUGGGAAGUGGCAAGACAACCCUGCUUGAACAUAUUCUCAAAUCAACCGACCAUGGCUUGAAGAUCGCUGUCAUUGUCAACGAUAUGGCUUCGCUGAACAUUGACGCUGCUCUGAUCACUCAUCACAAAGUAUCCCAAACUCAAGAGAAGCUAAUCCAGCUACAAAAUGGAUGUAUAUGUUGUACCCUCAGAGGGGAUUUACUCUCCGAACUCGCACGCUUGGCUCGAUCCGAGGGCUCUGUAGACUACGUUGUGAUCGAGAGCACAGGCAUCAGCGAGCCGAUGCAAGUCGCGGAAACAUUUACUGCGGAGUUCAGCUCAGCUAUGAUGGAGAUCGAUGUGGAGCAGUUAGACGCAAAUGGACAAGAAGAAAGACGAAUUCUUAUGGAGGUGGCGGAAAUGGGAGGGCUGCAUAACCUUGCCACUCUGGACACCACCGUGACCGUCAUUGAUGCCUUCAAUCUGUUUUCCAAUUUCCAUACCCCUGAAUUUCUCUCUGACAGAUAUGGUUCCAAAGAAAUUGCACCAGAGGAUGAACGAACAAUUUCCGACCUAAUGGUUGACCAAAUUGAAUUCGCGGACGUCCUCAUCGUCAACAAAAUUGACACUGUGAAAGAAGAAGUUCAAGUCAAAAUACGUGAACUAAUCAAACUUCUCAACCCUGAUGCCAAGGUAAUUGAGACUAGCUUCUCCAAGGUUGAUGUCAAGGAGAUUGUGCAAACGGGGAGGUUUAAUUUCAUCAAAGCGGCCUCCGGUGCAGGAUGGUUGAGGAGUCUUCAUGAAAUGACUAUGCUGAAUACAACUGAUGGGAAGAAACGAAUGGCACCAAAACCGGAGACCAUAGAAUACGGGAUCAACAACUUCGUAUACUCAGCACGGCGCCCAUUUCAUUCCCGCCGGCUAUUUGCUUUACUUCAGGAUAAAUUCAUUCUUCUACAAGGCCGUGAGAAUGAUGACGAUGGUGAGGAAGAAAACGAUAUGGACGACGAAAAUAUGGAAGAAGACGAGGAUGAAGGCGAUGACAGAUCAGAGAUCGCGGAAUUUGACCAGCUCGAUCCCCCCGUAAUUCUAGCUAACAAAAAAGCCCAUCCAGCCUUUGGGCCGGUUCUACGUUCAAAGGGAUUCUUCUGGCUGGCCACUCGCGGUAUGCAAUUCGGAGAAUGGAGUCAAGCCGGUGGUAUUUUGACUGUCAGUUGCGGCGGUGUCUGGUUCACAGAGCUUCCCCGCGAGUUAUGGCCAGAGGAUAAGGAUGUAGUCGAGUCGAUUCAACGUGACUUUUCUGGUGAAUGGGGUGAUCGAAGGCAGGAGAUUGUGUUUAUUGGCGAAGGAAUUAAUUGCGACAAGAUCUCAGAGGUAUUGGACAAGUGUCUGCUGACUGAUAAGGAAAUGAAACAGUGGGAAAGAAUAAUGCGAAACCCAAAGCUGUCCCCAGCUGAAAAGGAAGAGGCGUUAAAUGAUUUGUGGGAGGAUGGAUGGGAAGAUUGGCCAGAUGUUGACAUUGUUGACGUAGAUGAAGAUGAGAUGGAAGUCGAUACCAACAAUGAAGGUACUAAAACUGGUCAAAAACAUAGGAUCAGUGAGCAUAUUGGCAACGGACAUAAACAUCAUGGCCAUGCUCACAGUCAUGCUCACACCCAUACUCAAGGCCAAAUGGUUAAGGCCUAGAUUUGGAGACGGUAAUACUACGGUAUAAAUGAGCGAACAUCAAAGUCACCU
Talaromyces proteolyticus is the source of this 1891-nucleotide messenger RNA. Its product is annotated as CobW domain protein. The transcript is spliced from 5 exons. NCBI's taxonomy places the organism in Eukaryota, Fungi, Ascomycota, Eurotiomycetes, Eurotiales, Trichocomaceae. The coding region runs from base 104 to 1840 and encodes 578 amino acids. The record is from RefSeq and is a predicted model, not a curated record.